AUGUCCGAUGACACACCACGCAAGAAGCCAAUUACUACUUGGUUCAAGUUCCGGCUCCCAGAGGAUAUUUUACUGGAUCAAUCAUUAUUCCAUGCCCUGCAUCCUACCAGGGAAGAGUGGACACAUGCCUGCUACGGAAGAAUCAAGGAAUCUCCACAAGACUGUGUGCUUCUCCUGAAUUGGGACCGCACCACAUCCUGGCUUGAGUUCUCGCAGUCAGAUAGCUAUGCAGAGUUACUUUCCAGCCUCGGGUCUCACUCGGAUGUUCCAGUAGUAACUGAGGUUAUUGACUUCUCCAGAGACUACGUCACGAUCGCGCUGUCAUCUCAUACCGAGGUCAAGAGAGUCUAUUUCCCACCUUCAGUCUCGUUUGAAACCCGCAAGGCUGUAUGGGACAGAGUUCAACAUCUGGUACCUAACGCUAUCUACGGCAGAAAGUUUCAGCAUAGGUACCCGUACAUAUCACCCCCGAGCUUGGGUUGGAUUGAAGGGAAUGUGAAGUGGGAGGGGCAGGAUGCUGUAGCAUGUAUCUGGGUUCAUAAGUGGAAGAGUCAGGAAGCCGAGGAGAGAUUCAGAACCACUCAACGGUAUCCUCACAUGAAGGACGGCGAGUUUAUAAGACCUCUGACUCUUGAUGUGUUUGAGCAAGGUCUAAGGGAUCUGGGCGCUUUGGGUUGGGAGGAAUGCCACAUUAACUUUGAGACGAAGUACUAUAUCCCUUAG
This is a messenger RNA of Fusarium fujikuroi IMI 58289, 723 nucleotides long. RefSeq lists its product as uncharacterized. Lineage: Eukaryota; Fungi; Ascomycota; Sordariomycetes; Hypocreales; Nectriaceae. The transcript is spliced from 2 exons. Bases 1 to 723 code for a protein of 240 amino acids. The record is from RefSeq and is a predicted model, not a curated record.